Molecule: messenger RNA, 583 nt
Organism: Medioppia subpectinata
Lineage: Eukaryota; Metazoa; Arthropoda; Arachnida; Sarcoptiformes; Oppiidae
Source: the annotation of a GenBank genome assembly
AUUGUCAAAAAUAAAGAAGUGAUUAAAAAUGCGUUGAAAAAUGUUUCGCCAAUCGUGUCGACCAUUGCAUACAUUUGUCACCGAAUUUGUUCCCAAACACCACAAGUCGACCGCCGAUGAGAUACAAGCGUUGCGUGAGUUCAUGGCCUCAACGGCUGAGGGAGUAGUGGUGCUGACGGGCGCCGGCAUCUCAACCGAGAGCGGGAUUCCCGACUACCGGUCAGAAGGGGUCGGACUCUACGACCGGAGGGGACACAAACCCAUUCAACACCAGGACUUCGUGGCCAGCGAUGGCAUCCGGAGAAGAUAUUGGGCCCGAAAUUAUUGCGGUUGGACUCGUUUUAGUAGUUUUGAGCCAAACGUUGGCCACAAAUGUUUGGCCGAUUGGGAGCGACGGAAGAAAGUGCAGACAAUUGUGACCCAAAACGUGGAUCGACUGCAUCAGAGGGCCGGCGCUGAACACGUGAUUGAAUUGCAUGGAAGCGCUUAUACCGUGAAAUGCCUUUCCUGUCGAUACAGAGUCUCUCGAUAUCUGUUUCAGCAAACGUUGAAUCAAUUGAAUGAAGACAUUAUCACUAGUGAU